This is a messenger RNA of Pseudomassariella vexata, 717 nucleotides long. Its product is annotated as histone-fold-containing protein. The transcript has 5 exons. Gene Ontology annotation, cellular component: nucleus; CCAAT-binding factor complex. Gene Ontology annotation, molecular function: protein heterodimerization activity; RNA polymerase II cis-regulatory region sequence-specific DNA binding; DNA-binding transcription activator activity, RNA polymerase II-specific. The record is from RefSeq and is a predicted model, not a curated record. Gene Ontology annotation, biological process: regulation of transcription by RNA polymerase II. Lineage: Eukaryota; Fungi; Ascomycota; Sordariomycetes; Amphisphaeriales; Pseudomassariaceae. Bases 1 to 717 code for a protein of 238 amino acids.
AUGUCGGAUUCCCCCCAAUCCCCUCCAAAGGACAUCGAGCCAGGUGUACAAUCACCCGACGGCGAUGAAGCACAAAUGAACGAUCCUCAGGACCCACACGGCAGCGGGCUCGCCUAUGAGUUCGAGGUAAAAGAGCAGGACAGAUGGUUGCCCAUAGCCAAUGCUGCAACUCGUUCCAUGUCUCACGAUUCGUCCUCCAAGUCGCCAGAAGCGCCUCGCGCUUCCAAAACUGACAAGUAUGAUGGAUACGAUGCUAACAUUCGCAACUUCGCCCCAGUCGCUCGCAUCAUGAAGCUGGCCCUUCCCGAAAACGCCAAGAUCGCAAAGGAGGCCAAGGAGUGCAUGCAGGAAUGUGUUAGCGAAUUCAUAAGCUUCAUCACAAGUGAAGCAUCCGAGAAAUGUCACCAGGAGAAAAGAAAGACCGUUAAUGGAGAAGACAUCUUGUUUGCCAUGACGUCUCUUGGGUUCGAAAACUACGCCGAGGCCCUCAAGAUAUACCUCUCCAAAUACCGAGAACAGUCUCAGUCCAACAGAGGCGAGAACCAGCAGAACAGGCCCAAUAGUCAAGGCUAUGGAGCAAGCGCAUCCGGCGGCUCGAAUGCUGCAGGGUCCUCGGGCUUCCAAGGCGGUGAAUCCGGCGGUAUGGGCGAAGGGGCCGAAGGUGGCUAUAUGUAUGGUCAAAGCGGUCAUAACGGCGCAGCCGGCGAGACCUACUAA